AUGUCAGGCUCGAUUCAGAAAAACGUGAUGUUGGCUUCCAAGGUCUCGUCCAUGCUCGGCCUGCGCCGCGCCGCAGCGGCCUCCCCGCCCUUGACCAGGCCGAUCGUAGGUAUGGUCUGGCAACAACAAGCUCGAACGCAGAUGACGAAGCCCGGUACGAUACAACUCAAAGUCAACAAGCCCGCAGAUGGCCUGAGGGAGCUUGAGCGUCAACGGCUCCAGCGCCCUGUCGCACCCCAUUUGGCCAUCUAUAAAUGGCAGGUGCACUCAGUGAGCUCCGCCAUGGAGCGCAACACCGGUCUUCUUCUCUCGGGGGGCCUGUACCUCUUCGCGGCAUCUUACAUGGUCGCUCCCUGGCUUGGUUCGGAUCUUUCGUCGGCUACACUCGCUGCGAGCUUUGGGGCCCUGCCUGUAGCUGCCAAGCUCGGCAUGAAGUUCUUCUUCGCCUGGCCUUUUACUUUCCAUGCGUUCAAUGGCAUUCGAUAUGUCGUCUCGUCUGCUGGUUACACCUUGACCAGUAAGCAACAGAUUGUUAAGAUCGCAUGGGGAGUUGUCGCCUCGUCGGCGUUGGCUGCUAUCGGCUUGGUGGCUUGGGUUUGA
This is a messenger RNA of Penicillium diatomitis, 600 nucleotides long. RefSeq names its product succinate:quinone oxidoreductase subunit C. The transcript has 3 exons. The record is from RefSeq and is a predicted model, not a curated record. NCBI's taxonomy places the organism in Eukaryota, Fungi, Ascomycota, Eurotiomycetes, Eurotiales, Aspergillaceae. Gene Ontology annotation, cellular component: membrane. Gene Ontology annotation, biological process: mitochondrial electron transport, succinate to ubiquinone; tricarboxylic acid cycle. The coding region runs from base 1 to 600 and encodes 199 amino acids. Gene Ontology annotation, molecular function: succinate dehydrogenase activity; electron transfer activity.